AUGUCAGCCAAAGUUCCUCCUUCGGGCAUCUGGGCUCCUGCCGUCACCUUCUUCGACCCACAAACCGACGAACUGGACCUCGAAUCUCAAGCCAAAUACUACAAAUACCUGUCGCAGCACCUCACAGGCCUCGUAAUCUUGGGCACCAAUGCCGAGACAUUCAUGCUCACGAGGGAGGAGCGUCUGGCGUUGUUGAAAUGUGCGAGAGAAGCGGUUGGUCCGGAGUAUCCGAUCAUGGCAGGUGUGGGAGGCCACAGCACGAAACAGGUGCUCGAGUUCAUCUCCGACGCCGCAUCCGCAAAGGCAGACUCCGUCCUCGUGCUUCCAUGUGCCUACUUUGGCAAGCAGACGACGAACAAAGUGGUCAAGGACUUUUACGACCAAGUCGCCGAGAAGUCUCCCCUCCCGAUCGUGAUCUACAACUUCCCGGGCGUCUGCAAUGGCGUGGACAUUGAUUCGGAGACAAUGACUGAGCUCGCAAACCGACAUUCCAACAUCGUCGGCACGAAACUAACCUGCGCCUCCGUCGGGAAGAUCACCCGUCUCUCCUCCUCCUUCCCACCCUCAACCAACAAAUUCGCCAUCUUCGGAGGCCAAUCCGACUUCCUCCUCGGCGGCCUGGCCGUCGGCUCCGCAGGCUGCAUCGCCGCCUUUGCCAACAUCUUUCCCAAAACCAUCUCACACAUCUACAAGCUAUACCAGUCCGGCCAGCUCGAGGAAGCGUUGCGGUUACAUCGCAUCGCGGCCAUGGCGGAGAGCUUUUCGAAAGCGGGGAUCGCGAAUACCAAGUUUGCGGCGAGUGUGACUAGUGCGCGGAAUGCGGGCGUGGAGGGCGCGGAGGAGAAGUUGGCGCCUCGGAGGCCGUACGAGGCGCCGAGUGAGGCGGUGAAGAAGGACAUCAGGGCGAAGAUGGAGGAGAUGAUUGGCAUUGAGGAGUCGCUGUGA
Zymoseptoria tritici IPO323 is the source of this 945-nucleotide messenger RNA. RefSeq lists its product as uncharacterized. The transcript is spliced from 3 exons. Bases 1 to 945 code for a protein of 314 amino acids. Gene Ontology annotation, molecular function: 4-hydroxy-tetrahydrodipicolinate synthase activity. NCBI's taxonomy places the organism in Eukaryota, Fungi, Ascomycota, Dothideomycetes, Mycosphaerellales, Mycosphaerellaceae. The record is from RefSeq and is a predicted model, not a curated record.